This is a messenger RNA of Pogona vitticeps (central bearded dragon), 3715 nucleotides long. The record is from RefSeq and is a predicted model, not a curated record. NCBI's taxonomy places the organism in Eukaryota, Metazoa, Chordata, Lepidosauria, Squamata, Agamidae.
AUGGCCCUGGGCAAACUCCAUUAUCUCGGAGUGCCCCCUGAAGAAGGGAACGUUAACAAGCACAAGCCAUGGAUCGAAACCACAUACCACGGGAUCGUUACCGAAAACGACAACACAGUCCUGCUCGACCCACCGUUAAUAGCGCUGGAUAAAGAUGCUCCUCUCCGUUUUGCAGAGAGUUUUGAGGUGACCGUCACCAAAAAAGGUGAGAUUUGUGGAUUUAAAAUUCACGGGCAGAAUGUCCCCUUUGAAGCCGUGGUGGUGGACAAGACCACCGGGGAGGGCAUGAUCCGAUCCAAAGAGGAGCUAGACUGCGAGCUGCAGAAGGACUACACGUUCACCAUCCAGGCCUACGACUGUGGGAAGGGACCCGAUGGAGCCAACAUGAAAAAAUCCCACAAAGCCACGGUCCACAUCCAGGUGAACGAUGUCAACGAGUACGCCCCGGUCUUUAAAGAGAAGUCCUACAAGGCAGCCGUGAUCGAAGGGAAGCGCUCCGACACCAUCCUGCGCGUGGAAGCCGUGGACGCCGACUGCUCCCCGCAGUUCAGCCAGAUCUGCAGCUACGAAAUCGUCACCCCCGACGUCCCCUUUGCCAUAGACAAAGAUGGUUACAUUAAGAACACAGAGAAGCUGAACUACGGGAAGGAACACCAGUAUAAGCUCACGGUCACAGCCUACGAUUGCGGGAAGAAAAGAGCUGCAGAGGAUGUGCUUGUGAAGGUCACCGUUAAGCCGACAUGCAAGCCCGGCUGGCAGGGCUGGAGCAAACGAAUGGAAUACGAACCCGGAACCGGGGCGCUUGCUCUUUUCCCUAAUAUCCAUCUCGAGACUUGUGACGAGCCCAUCACUUCCGUGCAGGCCACCGUUGAGCUAGAGACUAACCACAUUGGGAAGGGUUGCGACCGAGACACUUACUCUGAGAAAUCCCUCCAGCGGCUUUGCGGUGCUUCCUCCGGUACGGCUGAGCUCCUCCCACCUCCCAGCAGCACCGCCAACUGGACCCUCGGCCUCCCGACAGACAACGGCCACGACAGCGACCAGGUCUUCGAGUUCAACGGCACGCAGGCCGUGAGGAUCCCAGACAACGUGGUCACGGUUAACAUGAAAGAGCCUUUCGUGAUUUCGGUGUGGAUGAGGCACGGGCCCGGGGUCAAGGAGAAAGAAGCCAUCCUCUGCAACUCGGACAAGACAGAUAUGAAUCGGCACCAUUAUUCUCUUUAUGUGCACAACUGUCGACUCGUGUUUCUCUUCCGGCAAGACCCCUCCGAGGGGCAGAGUUACAAACCGGCAGAAUUCCACUGGAAACUGAACCAGGUGUGCGAUAAGGAAUGGCACCACUACAUCCUCAAUGUGGAGUUUCCAGCCGUUACCUUGUACAUGGAUGGCGUUUCCGUCGAUCCUUUCCCAGUGACGGAGGACUAUCCGCUCCACCCCUCCAAAUUAGAAUCUCAGCUCGUGGUUGGAGCCUGCUGGCAAGAGUUUACAGGAAAUGAGAAUGACACAGAAAAGGCCACCGAGACCCCUGCAGGUGGGGAGCUUCGCAUGGCCCAGUUCUUUCACGGCAACCUGGCCGGCUUGAUGAUCCGCUCGGGUAAACUGGAGAACAAGAAGGUGAUUGACUGCCUUUACACCUGCAAAGAAGGGCUGGAGCUACAGGCGGCCGAUGGCGUCGGCAAAGGCUUGAAGAUCCACGUGAACCCGAGCCAGUCGGCGUUGACUUUGGAGGGCGACGACAUCGACCGGUUCGACAAAGCCAUGCAACACAUCUCCUACCUGAACUCGCGACAGUUCCCGACCCCUGGGAUCCGCCGGAUCAAAAUCACUAGCACCGUGAAGUGCUCCGGCGACGACGCCUGCCUCUCCAUCCCCUUCGUCGACGGGUACAUCAUGGUCCUGCAGCCGGAAGAGCCCAAAAUCAGCCUCAGCGGCAUCAACCACUUCGCCCGCUCGGCGUCGGAGUUCGAGAGCCCCGAGGGGGUUUCCCUCUUCCCCGAACUCCGCAUCAUCAGCACCAUCACCCGGGAGGUGGAGCCAGAGGGCGACGGGGAGGAGGACCCCACCGUCCAAGAAUCCUUGGUGUCCGAGGAGAUCAUGCACAACCUGGAUACCUGCGAGGUCACCGUGGUGGGAGAGGAGCUCAACCAGGAGCAGGAGAGCCUGGAGGUCGACAUGGCGCGGUUGCAGCAGAAGGGGAUGGAGAUGAGCAGCUCCAAUCUGGGCAUGAUCAUGACGGGGGUCGACACCAUGGCCAGCUAUGAGGAGGUUCUGCACCUGAUCCGCUACCGGAACUGGCACGCGAUCGCUCUGUUUGACCGCAAAUUCAAACUGGUCUGUUCGGAGCUCAACGGGCGUUAUGUCAGCAAUGAGUUCAAAGUGGAGGUGAACGUGAUCCACACCGCCAGCCCCAUGGACCACGCCAGCCACAUGGCCGCCCAGCAGCCCCAGUUUGUCCAGCCGGUCCACCAUUCCUUUGUGGACCUCUCCGGCCACAACCUUGCCAACCCUCACCCGGGGUUUUCAGUGGUUCCCAGUACCGCCACGGUCGUCAUUGUGGUUUGCGUCAGCUUCCUGGUGUUCAUGAUCAUCCUGGGCGUGUUCCGGAUCCGAGCCGCCCACCAGAGAACCAUGCGGGACCAGGAUUCCGGGAAGGAGAACGAGAUGGACUGGGACGACUCCGCCUUGACCAUCACGGUGAACCCGAUGGAGACGUAUGAAGACCAACACAGUAGCGAGGAGGAGGAGGAGGAAGAGGAGGAGAGCGAAGAGGGCGAGGAGGAAGACGACAUCACCAGCGCGGAGUCCGAAAGCAGCGAGGAAGAGGAAGGCGAGCAGGAGGAAGACCAACAGAACGUUAACCGGCAGCAGCAGUUGGAGUGGGACGACUCAACGCUCACCUAUUGAUUCUUGCCCUUCCUGCCCUUCUCCGGUUCCCUUUGGGGUUGUUUUCUGUUCUGGGAGAGUCCGCCGAUUGCCACUCCAUCGCUCCUGAGGACCCCUGGCGUGAGGAAGUCACUCCGGCUGGUAGAGCUAGCCAACGACAACACACAAACACACCCACCGGCAUCCACCCUCCGUCCCAAUGUAUCUCUGUCUGCUCCUUCCCUAGCUGGGUCCCUGGCGUGUGCACACAUACACACAUGCACACACACACACACAAAAAAAACACUACACACCAACAGAAGCCGUGACUCUUAGAACCCUACCAACCACCUCUUCUCCCUCCCUCAUCUUGCAGUGACUGGAUAGCUUUUACUUACGAUUAUUGUUGUUCUCGUUAUUAUUUACUUUGCAAAGGAAUGGCCUUGUCUUCUCUCCUGGUGUCAUCUCAUUUAAGGAACACGACAGCUCCGUAGGUGGCACACAAGCUCGAAUUUUUAAAUCUGAUUUUAAUGAUCGCUUUUUUGGGGGAGGCGGGGUUGGCCCGGUGCUAUGCUUGGUUCCUCAUCCUACUUUUCCCAGGGGGGAAAAAAGAGUAAUCAUGAAUGCCAAAAUCAUUCAGUGACAAAGGGUUGACUCCUUUUAACUUGCUUUUGUUUCCUCCGUUCUGGGGGUGUGGUUUGUGGCUCAUUUCAUAUCCCAUGACCCUUUUUAAAAAAUGAUUCUUUUCUCUCCUUUCAGAAUCUAGGUGCAUGUGUAAAGUGGCAGAAUGAGGUUACUAUGUAGAAGAUUAACAAACUUUUUAAUAUUUUGUAAAUAUAUUGGGAUUCUGUAA